Molecule: messenger RNA, 528 nt
Organism: Penicillium roqueforti
Lineage: Eukaryota; Fungi; Ascomycota; Eurotiomycetes; Eurotiales; Aspergillaceae
Exons: 3
Coding region: 1-528 (175 amino acids)
Source: RefSeq, a predicted model, not a curated record
AUGAAGUUCUUCGCCACCGUCGCUCUCCUAGCCACCGCUGUGGCCGCCGCCCCAUCCCAAAAGCUCUUCAACCUCAGGACUUCCGGUUCCAGCAACAGCUCUCACAACGACCUGUACCUCUCCGUCGGCCACGGGUUGGCCAGCGACCCGCUUAACAGCGAAGCCGUCUUCUCUGGUGCCUCGGCUAGCAACGCUGCCGCCUUCUCCUUCAUCAAUGGCACCAUUAUCUUGGAUACCGAGGCCAAGUCCCCUUGGACUCUUGACCUGAUCAGCGUGGAAGGCACUCGCAAGGGGCGCGCCCAGAUCAGCGUCAAACCCACUUCCGGCUCGGGAGGCUUCUCUAUCAGCCGCCAGGGCGUUCAGGGACCCAGUGAGAUCUGGGAUGGAUGGCUGUGGUGCCCCACCAAUUUCGAGGCCGGCCAGUUGUUCCCCAACUUGCACUUCCUCAGCAAGACUGUUCAGGAACCUGCACUUCCGGAAGGAUGUGACAGGAUCCAGCUCAAUGCUAUUCCCACCAGCUCUGCUUAG